AUGGCUUGCUUAGUACACAAUACACGGUAUCGCUCUUUAUUUCAUACUGUUGUUAAUGAACUUCGAAAUGAAAAUCGUACACCGGCAUGUAAAUUACGAAAUAUGCCUCGCCAAUGUUGUACAUGUGAUAACCCUGAUAAUCAAACAUUAAUAAGUGUUCUUAUUGAUGACAAAGAUAAAUUGAUGAAUUUAAAAAACCUUACUGAUCAAAUAGAUCGAGAUAAAAACAACAAUUCCAAACUUGUUUUAUCAUUAAAUCGGUUAGAAAAUUUUAUUAAAGAAAAUCGAAUGUCACAUCUAAAUUUAUUAUCAACAUCAACAGUUGAUGAUGAUAUGAAUAAAAGUGAUGAUGAUUCAACUGUAUUUGAAGAAAAUCAACGAAUGAAUACUGGAAAAUCCAAAUCCAGAAAAGAAACUAAAUCACGAAGACCACUUAAAAAUGGAACAUUCCUAUUUUUACCAUAUAAAUUUGUAGAUAAACCGAAGCUCGAAUCAUUACUCGAAGCUGCAAAAACAUUACAACGUGGUCGAUUUAUAGGUAGAAAUGGUUAUAUUUCAUCAUUAGGAAAACAACGUAAAGUUUGUAUUAUUAUGGUAACACCCGAAACAAGUGAACAAGUUAAAAGAACACUUCAAAAUGCAAAAGCCGGAAUAGGCAAGGUAAAAAUUCAUAAUCAAAAAAAUCUCCUAGACAUAGAAGACGGUGAAUGGAUAUUAGUUCGACAAAAACAAAUGAAAUAUCAAGCCGAUCCAAUUGAUUUUGACGCAUUAUUAGAUAAAUUAAAAAAACGAUGGGAAAGGUUUUUGAAGAUACAAAAGCGUAAAACUGUUGAUAAAGAAUAUCAUGAAGAUGAAGAAUAUCCAAAUAAAAAGUGA
Rotaria sp. Silwood2 is the source of this 876-nucleotide messenger RNA. The record is from the annotation of a GenBank genome assembly. Lineage: Eukaryota; Metazoa; Rotifera; Eurotatoria; Philodinida; Philodinidae.